This is a messenger RNA of Aspergillus pseudoviridinutans, 1374 nucleotides long. RefSeq names its product BUD22 family protein. Gene Ontology annotation, biological process: maturation of SSU-rRNA. The coding region runs from base 1 to 1374 and encodes 457 amino acids. The transcript has 2 exons. NCBI's taxonomy places the organism in Eukaryota, Fungi, Ascomycota, Eurotiomycetes, Eurotiales, Aspergillaceae. The record is from RefSeq and is a predicted model, not a curated record. Gene Ontology annotation, cellular component: 90S preribosome; nucleus.
AUGCCAAAGCGCAAGUUUUCCGACCUAAACGACCGAUCCUCCGGGCCCAGCGACAUCAAACUCGCGCGCCUAACCGCCAGAUUCGAAAACGGCGUGACGGCCUUAUCGCGGGCCCUCAAAACCGCCCGGGCCUUUGAGCGCCAGAAACUCGGCCGGCGAGAGAAGACCGCCAAGAGCGAGAAUAAGCCGGAGGCGCUGGCGAGAAUCGAGGAGGAAAUUAAGGUGAUCAAGACUCUCAAUUUCCAGUCCACGGCGGAGAAAUACCUCUUCAAGCAGCUUGUCAAGACAAAGCGGAUCGCCGAGUCGCCUGUUUUUCUGAAGUUCAAGGAACGGAAGAAUAUCUCUACGGAGGGGCCGCGGAGCACGGCUGAGGCGAAUGUCACGGCGCGGCUUUACAAGUCGAAUCCGGUGAAGAAUGUCUUUCCGGGUAUUAUGGACGGGAUCAGGCAGUUACUUGGAUUGGAGGUUACACCGGCAGGCAAGAAGAGUGGGCCAGAACAGAAGAAGGGGUCCGCCGACCAACGCAAGAGUGAAAGCAAAGAGCAAGAGCCAGUACCAUCGUUGGAUGGGAGAUCAGAGCCGGAGACAGCAUCUGACGCCGACAACCGAAAGACUGCGUCCAAGCAAGCAGACGAAGGAGAAGAAGGAAGCGACGUCGACAUGGACGACGCCGAGAGCGUAGACUACUCGCACUUUGACGCACGGCUAGCCCCAGGCUCCGGUUCCGACAGCGAUGGCGAAAGCGACGCCGAAGAAGCAUCACACUCCGACGACUCCAACAACCCAGUCCACUACUCCGACAUCUCUCGCUCUGUCUCCCGCUCUCCCUCCCCCGAACAACCAACGAAGAAGUCCAAAAAGGCCUCCUCCUCCUCCACCACCACCCCAGCCACAAGCACAACCUUCCUCCCCUCUCUGACAAUGGGCGGGUACUUCUCCGGCUCCGAGUCCGAGCCCGAAGACCUCGAGGGCGCAGCGGGCCCUCCGCGCCGAAAGAACAGAAUGGGUCAGCAGGCUCGCCGUGCCCUCUGGGAGAAGAAGUACGGGAGUGGAGCGAACCAUAUCAAGAAACAAAAAGAUAAUGAAAGGAAGAAUAGGGAUAGUGGCUGGGAUACGCGCCGGGGUGCUACGGAUGGCUCUGAAGGGCCGAGAGGCAAGCGCGGGCUGGGUCAGGGACGAGGGGGCGAUAGAUUCCGACAGAGGGAUAACGACGCCACCGGUGGUGACCGGCCGCAGCGUGGUCCUCCCGGCGGCUUCAACAAGAAGAAUGUUAAGGAUGAUAAGCCGUUGCAUCCUUCUUGGGAGGCGGCCAGGAAGGCCAAGGAGCAAAAGUCGAUGGCGUCGUUCCAGGGAAAGAAGGUCACGUUCGAUUAG